Messenger RNA from Grus americana (Whooping crane), 2993 nucleotides. RefSeq names its product dynein axonemal assembly factor 1 (gene DNAAF1). Gene Ontology annotation, molecular function: protein binding; dynein complex binding. The record is from RefSeq and is a predicted model, not a curated record. The coding region runs from base 387 to 2528 and encodes 713 amino acids. Gene Ontology annotation, biological process: cilium assembly. The transcript has 13 exons. Lineage: Eukaryota; Metazoa; Chordata; Aves; Gruiformes; Gruidae. Gene Ontology annotation, cellular component: axoneme.
CACCUGGCUUGCAGCGGGGCAGGAGGCGGACGUUACGCAGGAGCAGGCUGUGCCUCGAAGGAGCACCAUCGCGGCACCCUCAGUGUGCCAGCUGUGAGAGGAAAGAAGUGACUUGCUGUGGUUUUAGGGGGCUUUUUGGCCAUGGUCCUCUGCUCUGAGCGAGAUCCGUGGUGGGCGUGAUUUAAAAUAAACUCUCCCUGCCUUUUGGUAUCUCCACAGUGAAUGGCCCCAAGCUGCUAGCUCCGUGUAGGCUUGAUAAUUUACUCACAUGGUUUUUUUGUCUGUAACAGGUUCUCCUACUAAAGCUUUUACGCAUUUAGGCUGGAAGUUGGAUUGUAAGUCAAAUACCAACUUGGCGGACGUUUGUCUAAAUCACAAAUCUUAAAAUGCAAUCACAAAACGGAGACUCGGACAAAGGCCUUGCUGCACAAGAGGUGUCAGGGGAGUCUGUGAACGACACCAGAAACGAAGCUACCCAAACAGAAAGUGAAGGCAAUUCUGUCAGCACAGUGUAUGGGCAACAAGUGCAACUAGAAGGUGCAGAGCAAGAAUCUGAAGAGAAGAGUAUCAAAAAUGCAAUUAAUCAAAGGCAGUCUAAAGACAGCUUGAGUGAGCAUAGCACUGGAGACACCUUCCGAAGAGUGCAAAAGGAUGUCAAAACUCAAGAGAAAGCCAUCAACUGUAUGUCCAGAGCAGAUCAACAGGAUGAACAAAAAUCAGAUGGUGAUCACCAAUCGGUAACCAACUCAUUCAGACAAAGGACAGAAGAAAAGAGGGGCUGUGUAAGAAUGACAAAAAAGAUUCUGCGAGACAUCUGUAAACAGCAGAAAUUAUACAUGACCCCAUACUUAAAUGAUACGCUUUACUUGCAUUAUAAAGGAUUUGACCACCUGGAGAAUCUUGAAGAGUAUACUGGACUGAAGUGUUUAUGGCUGGAAUGCAACGGCUUAACGAAAAUUGAGAAUUUGGAGGCUCUGACAGAGUUGCGUUGCCUCUACUUGCAACUCAAUUUAAUUAACAAAAUUGAAAACCUUGAUCCCUUACAAAAGCUGGAUUCCCUCAAUAUUAGCAACAACUACAUUAAGACCAUUGAGAACCUCUCUUGUCUGAAAGCCCUGCAGACCCUGCAGAUUGCUCACAACAAGUUACAAACAUUGGAAGACAUACAGCACUUGCAAGAAUGCCCAAGUAUUUCUGUUCUCGAUCUUUCCCACAACAAUCUAAGUGAUCCAAGUAUUAUAACUAUUCUGGAGACCAUGCCUAAUUUGCAUGUGCUGAAUUUGAUGGGAAAUCAAGUGAUAAAGAAAAUUGCUAAUUAUAGAAAAACACUUACUGUUCAACUAAAAGUACUAACAUAUCUGGAUGACAGACCAGUGUUCCCAAAGGACAGAGCCUGUGCAGAAGCCUGGGCUGUUGGAGGCCUUGAAGCUGAGAAAGCAGAAAGGGAAAAAUGGGAAACCAGAGAGAGGAAAAAAAUCCAAGAUAGCAUCGAUGCUUUAGCAGCAAUCAGGCAAAAAGCAGAGGAAAAGAAAAGGCAAAAGUAUAUGGAAGAAAGAGGUGCAAGAGCAGAAUGUGGAAAUGGAGAUACAACAGACAUCCGAGAAGGAGCACCUGCAAAUUCACAUGAUAGUGAUGGAAAUUCUAAUACAUCAGAGAUUUCAAAAAUAUCAGAAGAUGAAGAAACUCAAGAGAAGACUGAGAAAUUUAGAAAUGAAAGUUUUGAUGCUCAUGAUGAAGUGAUAACGCUUGUACCAAAUAGGGGAGACGAUAACACAGAUCUCCCAUCUGGAAAUAUUCCUGCUAGAAUGCAAGAGGAUGCACAAGAAUCAAACUCUUACAAACACUCAAACUUCAACAAGAAGGCAGAUGAUCUACCAGGAGAGAAGGCAGCGACUGCAAAGGCCGUGCUUCCUGAACUGGAUGAAUAUACUGAAGUUGAACAGGUGAAACUGGAAACACCGGAGAAACUUUAUCUUGACGAACUGCCUGAUUUAGAAGAUAUAGAUGUAAAUGAAUUUACCCCAGAAGAGGAAAUCUUUGUUCAAAAGCACGAAUAUCACCCAAAGAUUGAAAUCAUUUCUGAAAUGACAAAUGACAGCGAUUCUGUAUUAGAGGAAAACAAUAAAAGCAUGUAUGAGAAUUCAGCAGGAGAAGAAAUUCCAACAGCGAUUUUUUCAGAUGUGCGUAAGAUAAAUAAAGAGCACGAAAAGGAGCACUUAAGGCCCCUUCUUGAAAGCCUCUUUACAGAGCCUGCUAAUUCAGAAAGGCACUGGGAGACCAAAGAUAAACAAGCAACCCCCUCAAACCCCUUAAUACAAGAGGUUGUCAGCGAACCCAGGGAUAAUCUACUAUUGUCACCAGUCUGCAAUCAACCAAAUGGCCCAGGGGAAGAGGACAGUCAGAUUACAGUUACUUGCCCUGGGAAUGGCACUGAUGGUGAGGCACAGUGCCUGGCUGAGGGUGAAGGAUGUCCUCAUGAAGCACAAGAUGACCAGGGCUGUGAGAAUGGAUUAGAUGAAUCACUUUGAAAAAAACCCCAGACCAAAUCUGGAGCGCAGUGCCUGGCUGACUGCACGCAGUUGUUCUCAAAACGCAGAGCUCAGCAAUGGCACCAUUAGUUAGAACUGACAUCAUAGUUACAGUGGUAUAAACCCCACCAUCUUACACUGGAGGAGUUAGUGCUUCAGUCGGAGGCUGCCGCAGCCUCCAGCAUCUGGCCUUCAGGGCAGAACUUGUGGUUGUGUCAGCGUGAAAAAAGCCCUUAAUCCUCUGUAACCUGCAGGUAGCAACGCCUUGUGUUCCUGCUGCCAAAGCUGCCAGAGAUCCUGCGGCCUCCAGCUCGUCACGGCAGCUGGCAGUGUUUGCCACUUUGAAAGCGAGGGCACUACUGUUCUAAGGUUAAAUUCCACUCUCUGACAUCAUUUUUUCCCUUGUGUCCUUCUAGAAAUUGCUUAGUGAAAUGUUUAUAUCUUAGGGUUUCAUUACAUAUGUAG